Molecule: messenger RNA, 7975 nt
Organism: Sorex fumeus (smoky shrew)
Lineage: Eukaryota; Metazoa; Chordata; Mammalia; Eulipotyphla; Soricidae
Gene: SCN9A
Product: sodium voltage-gated channel alpha subunit 9
Exons: 27
Coding region: 325-6273 (1982 amino acids)
Biological process (GO): sodium ion transmembrane transport; neuronal action potential; membrane depolarization during action potential
Cellular component (GO): plasma membrane; axon; voltage-gated sodium channel complex
Molecular function (GO): protein binding; voltage-gated sodium channel activity
Source: RefSeq, a predicted model, not a curated record
UCCCAGGCUCGCGUGCCCAGCGUCUGCUUUCCCCAACCGCGCCGGCUGCGCUGCCUGGGACCAAGCUCGCUGGGGUCGCGCGCGGCUGGGAGUGGCCGGCGGCCGUGGAGCAACAGGAGCUCAAAGCAAAGAGAGAGAAAGCAGCGGCAGAGUGAGAACGCCGGGGGAGAGAGAAGCCGGGAGAGAGGAAGGGGUCCCCGAAGCCCGCGCCCGUCCCCCGGGGCCAGAGUGUGCGGGUGCGCGGGGUGGGCAUGAACGGCGGGCUAGGCUGCAAGCCUCUUAUAUAAGAAGCUGAAAGGGAAAUAAAAUAUACAGGAUGAAAAGAUGGCAAUGUUGCCUCCCCCAGGACCUCACAGCUUUGUCCACUUCACAAAACAGUCUCUUGCACUUAUUGAACAGCGUAUUGCUGAAGGAAAAGCAAAAGAACCUAAGGAAGAAAAGAAAGAUGAUGAAGAAGAAGGUCCAAAGCCAAGCAGUGACUUGGAAGCUGGCAAACAGCUGCCCUUCAUCUAUGGGGACAUCCCUCCAGGCUUGGUCUCAGAGCCCCUGGAGGACUUGGACCCCUACUAUGCUGACAAAAAAACUUUCAUAGUCUUGAAUAAAGGGAAAGCAAUAUUUCGCUUCAAUGCCACACCUGCUUUGUACAUGCUCUCUCCUUUCAGUACUCUAAGAAGACUGUCUAUUAAGAUUUUAGUACACUCCUUAUUCAGCAUGCUUAUCAUGUGUACUAUUCUCACAAACUGCAUAUUUAUGACAAUGUAUAACCCUCCAGAUUGGACAAAGAAUGUAGAGUACACUUUUACUGGAAUAUAUACUUUUGAAUCACUUGUAAAAAUCCUUGCAAGAGGCUUUUGCGUAGGAGAAUUUACUUUCCUUCGUGACCCAUGGAACUGGCUUGAUUUUGUCGUCAUUGUGUUUGCAUAUGUGACAGAGUUUGUGGACCUGGGCAAUGUCUCAGCGUUGAGAACAUUCAGAGUUCUCCGAGCACUGAAAACAAUUUCAGUCAUUCCAGGUCUGAAGACCAUCGUGGGGGCCCUGAUCCAGUCAGUGAAGAAACUCUCAGAUGUCAUGAUCCUGACCGUGUUCUGUCUGAGCGUGUUUGCGCUGAUUGGGCUGCAGCUCUUCAUGGGCAACCUGAAGUAUAAAUGUGUGAGGGACCCACUUGAAAAUAAUGAAACGAUCGAGAGUAUAAUGCGGAAUACAAGUGAAGAAGAAUUGAAAAAAUAUAUUUAUUACUUGGAAGGAUCCAAAGAUGCUCUUCUUUGUGGUCUCAGCACAGAUUCAGGUCAGUGUCCAGAAGGAUACAAAUGUACCAAAGUUGGCAGAAAUCCUGAUUAUGGCUACACAAGCUUUGACACUUUCAGUUGGGCCUUCUUAGCCUUGUUUCGCCUUAUGACUCAGGAUUAUUGGGAGAAUCUUUACCAACAAACACUCCGUGCUGCUGGGAAAACCUACAUGAUCUUCUUUGUGGUGGUGAUUUUCCUUGGCUCCUUUUAUCUGAUAAACUUAAUCCUGGCUGUAGUUGCCAUGGCCUAUGAAGAGCAGAACCAAGCAAACCUUGAAGAAGCUAAGCAGAAGAAGUUGGAAUUUGACCAAGUGUUAGAACACCUUAAGAAAGAGCAAGAAGAAGCUGAGGCACUGGUGCUGGCAGCCGCUGAGUACACAAGCAUCGGCAGAAGCAGACUGACGGGCCUCUCUGAGAGUUCCUCAGAAACAUCCAAGCUGAGCUCAAAAAGUGCUAAAGAAAGAAGAAACAGAAGAAAGAAAAAGAAUCAAAAGAAGCUCUCCAGUGGGGAAGAAAAGGGAGACAAUGAGAAGUUGUCUAAAUCGGAAUCAGAGGAGAGUAUCCGGAGAAAGAGCUUCCACCUCGGGAUUGAAGGGCACAGGCGGCCACAUGAGAAGAGACUGUCAACCCCGAACCAGUCACCACUCAGCAUACGUGGCUCCUUGCUUUCUGCAAGGCGUAGCAGCAGAACAAGUCUCUUUAGUUUCAAAGGUCGAGGAUCUGAGACUGAAUUUGCGGACGAUGAACACAGCAUUUUUGGAGACAUUGAGAGCAGAAGGGGCUCACUUUUUGUGCCCCACAGACCUCGGGAGCGGCGCAGCAGUAACAUCAGCCAAGCCAGUAGGUCCCCCCCAAUGCUGCCGGUGAACGGGAAGAUGCACAGUGCCGUGGACUGCAAUGGUGUCGUCUCCCUGGUUGAUGGACCGUCAGCCCUCAUGCUCCCCAAUGGACAGCUUCUGCCAGAGGUGAUAAUAGAUAAGGCAACUUCUGAUGACAGCGGCACAACAAAUCAAAUACACAAGAAAAGACGUUCUAGUUCUUUCAUUUUUUCUGAGGAUAUGUUGAAUGAUCCUCAUCUCAGACAAAGAGCAAUGAGUAGAGCAAGCAUAUUAACAAACACUGUAGAAGAACUUGAAGAGUCCAGACAAAAAUGUCCUCCUUGGUGGUACAGAUUUGCACACACAUUUUUGAUCUGGAAUUGCUCUCCACAUUGGAUAAAAUUCAAAAAGCUUAUCCAUAUUAUUGUAAUGGAUCCUUUUGUGGAUCUUGCUAUUACCAUUUGCAUAGUUUUAAACACAUUGUUUAUGGCUAUGGAACAUCACCCAAUGACCGAAGAAUUUAAAACCGUGCUCACUGUGGGAAAUUUGGUCUUUACUGGGAUCUUUACAGCUGAAAUGGUCUUAAAACUAAUUGCCAUGGAUCCAUAUGAGUAUUUCCAAGUAGGAUGGAAUAUUUUUGACAGCAUUAUUGUGACUUUAAGUUUAGUAGAACUUUUUUUAUCAAAUGUGGAAGGAUUGUCAGUUCUGCGUUCAUUCAGACUGCUCCGAGUUUUCAAAUUGGCAAAAUCUUGGCCAACUCUGAACAUGCUGAUAAAAAUUAUUGGCAACUCAGUAGGAGCUCUGGGAAACCUCACCUUGGUGUUGGCCAUCAUUGUCUUCAUUUUUGCUGUGGUGGGCAUGCAGCUCUUUGGUAAGAACUACAAGGAAUGUGUCUGCAAGAUCAAUGAAGAUUGCACGCUCCCACGCUGGCACAUGAAUGACUUUUUCCAUUCCUUCCUGAUUGUGUUCCGUGUACUGUGUGGAGAGUGGAUAGAGACCAUGUGGGACUGUAUGGAGGUUGCCGGUCAAGCCAUGUGCCUUAUUGUUUUCAUGAUGGUCAUGGUCAUUGGAAACCUAGUGGUACUGAAUCUAUUUCUGGCUUUAUUAUUGAGCUCAUUUAGUUCCGACAAUCUUACAGUAGUCGAAGAAGAUACUGAUGCAAACAACCUCCAAAUAGCAGUGGCCAGAAUAAAGAAGGGAAUAAAUUAUGUGAAACAAACUUUACGUGAAUUUAUUCUAAAAGCAUUUUCCAAAAAGCCAAAGAUUUCCAAAGAUAACAAAUCAAAAGAUCAAAAUAGUUUGAAGGAAAACUCUAUCUCUAAUCGCACACUUGCUGAAAUGAACAAAGAUUACAAUUUCUACAAGGAAAAAGAUAAAAUGAGUGGUUUUGAAAGCAGCAUGGACAAAUAUUUUAUGGAAGAAAGUGAUUGUCAGUCAUUUAUUCAUAAUCCCAGCCUCACAGUCACAGUACCAAUUGCACCCGGAGAAUCUGAUCUGGAAAAUAUAAAUACUGAGGAACUUAGCAGUGAUUCCGAUAGUUAUUACAGCAAAGGGAGACCCAACCAAUCAAGUUCCUCGGAAUGUAGCACGGUUGAUAAUCCUCUGCCAAGAGAAGGAGAAGAAGCAGAGGCUGAACCUGUAAAUACAGAUGAACCAGAGGCCUGUUUUACAGAUGGUUGUGUAAGGAGGUUCCCAUGCUGCCAAGUUAACAUAGAAUCAGGGAAAGGAAGAAUCUGGUGGAACAUCAGAAAAACCUGCUACAGAAUAGUUGAACACAGUUGGUUUGAAAGUUUCAUUGUUCUCAUGAUCCUGCUCAGCAGUGGUGCUCUGGCUUUUGAAGAUAUAUAUAUUGAAAAGAAAAAAACCAUUAAGACUGUCUUGGAGUAUGCUGACAAGAUAUUCACUUACAUAUUUAUUCUGGAAAUGCUUCUGAAAUGGAUAGCAUAUGGUUACAAAACAUACUUCACCAAUGCCUGGUGUUGGCUGGAUUUCCUGAUUGUUGAUGUUUCCUUGGUUACUUUAGUUGCAAGUACUCUUGGCUAUUCAGAUCUUGGCCCCAUUAAAUCCCUUCGGACACUGAGAGCUUUAAGGCCUCUAAGAGCUUUAUCUAGAUUUGAAGGAAUGAGGGUGGUUGUGAAUGCACUCAUAGGUGCAAUUCCUUCCAUCAUGAAUGUGCUGCUUGUGUGUCUUAUAUUCUGGCUAAUAUUUAGCAUCAUGGGAGUGAAUUUGUUUGCUGGAAAGUUCUAUGAGUGCGUGAACACCACAGAUGGGUCACGGUUCUCUACAGAGCAAGUUCAAAAUCGUUCUGACUGUUUUGCGCUUAUAAAUGUUAGUCAAAAUGUUCGAUGGAAAAACUUAAAAGUGAACUUCGAUAAUGUUGGACUGGGCUACCUGUCUCUGCUACAAGUUGCUACAUUUAAGGGAUGGAUGGAUAUUAUGUAUGCAGCAGUUGAUUCUGUUAAUGUAGACAAGCAGCCCAUUUAUGAACACAGCCUCUACAUGUAUCUUUAUUUUGUCAUCUUUAUCAUCUUUGGGUCAUUCUUCACUUUGAACUUGUUCAUUGGUGUCAUCAUAGAUAAUUUUAAUCAACAGAAAAAGAAGCUUGGAGGUCAAGACAUCUUUAUGACAGAAGAACAAAAGAAGUAUUACAAUGCAAUGAAAAAGCUUGGAUCUAAAAAACCACAAAAACCAAUACCUCGGCCAGGGAACAAAGUCCAAGGAUGUAUAUUUGAUCUAGUAACAAACCAAGUUUUUGAUAUCACCAUAAUGGUUCUUAUUUGCCUCAACAUGGUAACCAUGAUGGUAGAAAAAGAAGGACAAAGUGAAGAAAUGACUAAUGUUUUAUAUUGGAUAAAUUUAGUUUUUAUUAUUCUUUUCACUGGUGAAUUUGUGCUGAAGUUGAUCUCCCUCAGACACUACUACUUCACUAUAGGAUGGAACAUUUUUGAUUUUGUGGUUGUGAUUCUCUCCAUUGUAGGUAUGUUUCUAGCUGACAUAAUAGAGAAGUACUUUGUAUCUCCUACCCUAUUCCGAGUCAUCCGUCUGGCCAGGAUUGGUCGAAUCUUGCGUCUCAUCAAAGGGGCCAAGGGGAUCCGCACUCUGCUCUUUGCUCUGAUGAUGUCCCUCCCUGCCUUGUUUAACAUCGGCCUCCUGCUCUUUCUGGUCAUGUUCAUCUACGCCAUCUUUGGAAUGUCCAACUUUGCCUACGUUAAAAAGGAAGCUGGAAUUAAUGACAUGUUCAACUUUGAAACCUUUGGCAACAGCAUGAUUUGCCUGUUUCAGAUUACCACCUCGGCUGGCUGGGAUGGAUUGUUAGCCCCUAUUCUCAACAGUGGGCCACCGGAUUGUGAUCCCAAAAAGUAUCAUCCAGGAAGUUCAGUUGAAGGAGACUGUGGGAACCCAUCUGUUGGUAUAUUCUAUUUUGUCAGUUAUAUCAUCAUAUCAUUUCUGGUUGUAGUGAACAUGUACAUUGCUGUUAUCCUGGAGAACUUCGGUGUUGCUACUGAAGAAAGUACUGAACCCCUGAGUGAAGAUGACUUUGAGAUGUUCUAUGAGGUUUGGGAGAAGUUUGAUCCGGAUGCCACCCAGUUUAUUGAAUAUAGCAAACUCUCUGAUUUUGCAGCUGCCCUGGAUCCUCCUCUUCUCAUAGAAAAGCCAAACAAAGUCCAGCUCAUUGCCAUGGAUCUACCCAUGGUCAGUGGAGAUAGAAUCCAUUGUCUUGACAUUUUAUUUGCUUUUACAAAGCGUGUUUUGGGUGAAGGUGGAGAAAUGGAUUCUAUGCGUGCACAGAUGGAGGAAAGGUUCAUGUCUGCAAAUCCUUCCAAAGUGUCCUAUGAACCCAUCACAACGACACUAAAACGAAAGCAAGAGGACGUGUCUGCCACUGUCAUUCAACGAGCUUAUAGACGUUACCGCUUACGAAAAAAUGUUAAAAAUAUAUCAAGUAUAUACAUAAAAGAUGUAGAAAGAGAUGAUGAUUUGCCCAAUAAAGAAGAUAUAGUUUUUGAUAAUGUUAAUGAGAAUUCAAGUCCAGAAAAAACAGAUGCUACCCCAUCUACCACCUCUCCACCUUCAUACGAUAGUGUAACAAAGCCAGACAAAGAGAAAUAUGAAACAGACAAGACAGAAAAAGAAGACAAAGAUAAAGAUGGCAAGGAAAGCGAAAAAUAGAGCUUAAAUUUUGAUAAAUUGUUUACAGCCUGAGAAGGUGAUAUAUUUGUGUUAACCAGACUCUUUUAAGGAGGUCUAUGCCAAAACUCUUUCUAUCAAAAUAUUUUCAAAACAAGUGCAGUCAUGUACUUUCAUUUCCUGAGAUAAGUGGGCAGCAUUUACAGAUGGCUAUUUUUGCAUUGGUAAAUAAUCCUGUAGGAAUUUUACUAUUAGUACUAAUGAGGUUAUUAAUUACAGUAAACAAAAGUGAUUUUAUUUGCUUUAAAUAAAUCAGAGAACCAUCAAGAAAAUGUUCACAUAAGCAUUGUCAUCUUUUACCAGGAUUAUAACUAUUCAUCUUUCCCAUGUAAACACAUAUGAAUACAUCUAAAAUAUAUAUAAGUAUAUGGAAGCAUUUUGCCUUGAAUUUACAGUUAAAUGCCUUAAGAAAAGAUUGAAUGUUAAUAAUGAAUGUUUAGUUAAAUCAUACCUUUAAUAAGGAACAAGACCCUUAUUUAGGUAUAGAAAUCAUUCUGUAUUUUGAGGUGCUUAAGUUUCUUCUACAAUGCAUCAGAAUCAGUUUAUACAUGACUAUAAGAUACCACUGAAAACAUAUAUAGGCUGUUUGUUUGAACAAGUACUUUUCAUUCAUCUUGACUCAUGUACUAACCAGGAUAAAAACUUACCUUUAGAGUAUUGUGCUGUAUAGUCUUUUAUUUUAAAUGCUUUUUGUACACACAAAUAUGAAAAAUUAUUCAAAGUACAUUUCACAUUUCUCAAAGAAAAUUGUGAUAAUUAAAAACAGAAGCAACUAAAGAAAGCAUUAAUAUCUAUACAAUCCCACACUGAAAUGUGCCGCCCAAAGUAUACCAGGAAUGACCAAUUCUUAAUCUCUGUGUCACAUUCUUCUGCUUUCUCAUGCAGUAUUGUUUAGUCAUUCUUUAGAACUAAGCAAAGUUGAAGAUUCCCUGUGAUGAAGCACUUCCUGAUAUACUGAGAGCUUUUUGAUAUUAUGUUAGAUAUUUGAACAGUUAAACACUUGGGCACAGUAUUUACUGCAUCAUCUGUAUACCAUCCUAAAUGUGUAUUGUAAACUUUCACUUCAUAAUUUUUGGCACAUAUUUUUUUUAAAAAGACCUGUGUUGAGCAUAAAUGAAAGCGCAUUCAACUGGCAUUCUUGCCAACUGCUUUCUGACAACUAACUUCCAUUGCUAAUUUGUACAAGUAAUUUGUUUGGACUUGUAUUUGUUAAUUUAUAAAAAGAGGAGGAUGUAUCUAUCUCCUUAAAAUUAUAACAUCAUUCAAUAAAGAAUUCCGAGUUAAUGAUUUACCAAACACGUUACAUGUUUUUCUUUAGCUACUCACCUUCAACCAAUGAUUCUAAAUCUAAUCUUAAAAUAUAUUUAUUAUAAUAGCUUGAUAUGGCUAUGAUGCCCCAGAAUGUGGCUCAGUGGUAAAGCAUCAGUCUUGCAUGUGUAAUUUCCUGGGUUCAAUCCCUGUUACUGCAGAAAUUUAUAAACAAAUUACUUUUUAAAAAAGAGAAAUGGCCAUGAUGCAUUUUUAUUAUUUUAAUCCAGAAAUAUAAGGUAUUCUAUCAAGUUAUUCUUGUGAAAUAAUUGAGUUAUAAAGUAGAAAUUGUUUUAUUUAGAUAUUGAGUGCAUUUUCAAAAUUACAGUGUACAAGCAACAUAUUUCAUUCUCUUGAUUAAAAUUUUUAAAAAUUA